CCAUUAUAUGCAACCAACCAACACCAAGGACAUUUAUCUCCGGAGCGUCUCGCUUCCCCGGAUAAUGUUGCUUCGUAUUGUUUCAUGUCGUUAUAUCUUUUAAAUCUCUGGUUAUUACAGUACUCAAGCAACAUGGCUCUUAUUUCCAACAUAAAAAUGGAGUACAUGGACAGUGAAAUCAUGCCAGAUGCUCAUAAUUUCUCAUUAGAAGAAACAGUCAAUGCAUUACAAACUGUUUACGUGUGUCGUAGCCACAAUCCAAUGGAUGGGUUAAUAUUUUCACCACUUCUCAGUCAUAAUAUAAAAAUGGAACCAACCACCGACUUUGAUUUUGGGAAGGAGCAUUACAUAGGCCAAAUGGAACAAGUUAAUAUGGGGAAGGAGCAUUACCAAGGCCAAAUGGAACAAGUUAAUGAUUAUUCACAUGAAGACUAUGAAGAGCCGUUUGAUUUGGAGCUGACUCCGGACCAAUUGGAAGCAACAUUCAGUAUCCAGCCACCAAUACAUGUACACAAGAGAAAAUUUAAAAAGCAAACAAAAACAAAAAAGUCAUGGCAGAAAAAUGCAACGCAGCAAAGGAAAGUCAACUCCUCCAAAACAGAUUCAAGAGACAAAAAAUCUAAAAACAUUCAUCAUAAACCAAAUAAAUCUGUUAUUAAAAAAGUUCAACAAAACAAAAUGUUUGGUAAAACUAAUAAAGAAAAAUCUGUUCCGAAAAAUGGAGUGCAGCAAAGGAAAGUCAACUCCUCCAAAACAGAUUCAAGGAACAAAAAAUCUAAAAACAUUCAUCAUAAACCAAACAAAUCAGUUAUUAAAAAAGUUCAACAAAACAAAAUGUUUGGUAAAACUAAUAAAAAAAAAUCUGUUCCGAAAAAUGGAAUGCGGCAAAGGAAAGUCGACUCCUCCAAAACAGAUUCAAGGAACAAUAAAUCUAAAAACAUUCAUCAUAAACCAAACAAAUCAGUUAUUAAAAAAGCACAACAAAACAAAACAUGUGGUAAAACUAUUAAAAAAAACCAUGUUGCUACGAAAACAGCAAAACAAAUGGUAAUUACGUCAAAAAAACAUCAGUGUGAAUUAUGCAAUGUAAUAUUUCCUCAAAAGAAAAUGUUGGUUAAACACAAAAAAGUUCAUAAAAAAAUAAGGAAGACAUUUCCAUGUAUAACUUGUAAGGAAUCAUUCAGCGAUAUAAUUUCUUUGUUAAAACAUUCACGAAUUCAUGUAAUUAAAACAAAUUGUAAUGUUUGCAGUAAAUCAUUUAAUGAUGCUGCUACGUUUAAAGAGCAUAAAAAAACUCAUAUGGGUGAGAAACCCUUUAAAUGUGAUGUUUGUAGUAAAUCAUUUUUUAAUGUCACAAGUUUGAAGUCCCAUGGCAAAUCCCACUUGUCAAAGAAGUUAUUUCAAUGUGAUGUUUGUAGUAAAUCAUUUUUUAAUGUCACAAGACUGAAGUCCCAUGGCAAAUCCCACCUGUCAAAGAAGUUAUUAGUGUGUGAUGUUUGUAGAAAGUCGUUUAAAAACAAAAUGAAUUUAAGUGAUCAUAUGGCAUCUCACAAAACGUUUGACAAAAAUUUGGAAUCUGAUCCUCCUAAACAGGCCAGCAUUGAGGACAAAGCGCAUGACAUUGUUGACGGAGCAUCUACAUCUAGUACGAUGCUGAUGCCAAUGAUCGAAACUACUCCUAAGAAUUCAAUUGUAUGUGGCAUUUGUAACCGAUCUUUUAAAAGCUGCCAGAGUUUAACAUCCCAUAUGAGAUUUCACAAAAACCAUAGACAAAAAGCUGCAAGCAUUGAGGACAAAAAUGUCUGUGACAUUUGUAGCAGAUCUUUUAAAAGCUGCCAAGGUUUAAAAUUACAUAUGAGAUCUCACAAAACCAUAGACAAAAAAUUAGAAACUGAUCCUCCUGAACAGGCCAGCAUUGAGGACAAAGCAACGACUCCUUCCAAGAAUUCAAUUGAUUGUGACAUUUGUAACAGAUCUGUUAAAAGCUACCAGGUUUUAAAGUUGCAUAUGAGAUCUCACAAACAUUUAGACAAAAAUUUGGAAACUGAACCAUCUAAACCAGAUAGCAAUGAGGACAAAGCAUGUGACAGUGUUAAUGGGGCACCUACACCUAAUCAGAUGCUGAAGCCAAAGAUCGAGGCUGCUCCUUCCAAGAAGUCCUCUGAUUAUGAUUUAAUAUUCCAUUUGAGAUCUAACAAAAUCGUAGACAAAACUUUGGAAUCUGAUCCUCCUAAACCAGACAGAAUUGAAAACAAAGCACAUGACAUUGUUGACGAGGCAUCUACAUCUAGUACGAUGCUGAAGCCAAUGAUCGAAACUACUCCUAAGAAUUCAAUUGUAUGUGGCAUUUGUAACCGAUCUUUUAAAAGCUGCCAGAGUUUAACAUCCCAUAUGAAAUUUCACAAAAACCAGAGACAAAAAGCUGCCAGCAUUGAGGACAAAACAGAUAACAAAUCAACAUGUGGGAUACUGAAGCCACUUAGCAACCCUCCUUCAUCGACUCUUUCAAGGAACCCCUUUAAAUGUAAUGUCUGUGAUAAAUUGUUUGAAACUAAGAUCGCUUUAAGUCUUCACUUAAAAACUCACAAAAUAUUAAACAAAAGUUUAGAAAACGGACCUCUUAAAGCUGCCGGAAAUGAAGCCAUUUCAUGUGAAAUUCUUUUAUAAAUCAAGUGAGGAUCAGGCAAAUGACAUUGACGAUGAAGCGAAUACAAAUUUUGAUGACUCAGAUGGUGAUGUGGAUGGAGGUAUGGACAUUGGAGGUGAAGCAGAAGAAGAUAGGGAAGAUGCUGACGAAGAAAAAAAAAUGAGUGUGUAGUUUGAUUUAAGCCAUUUGAUUGUCUUAAAAGUCUUGAAAUUCACAUGAAAUGCCAUUCAUCUAAAAAAGUCUUUGAUCAGUAAUUCCCCAACCUUUAUGUGUGAUGUCUGAGGAAAGAACUUGUCAUCCUAACACAGUUUGGUGAGACACAAGUUUGGAAAGGGAACCUCUUAAAACAGAUAGAAAUGAAGAUAAUUCAGCAGGUCAUGGGGUUGGAGCAGUGGACAUUGGAGAUGAAGAAGAUACAUGUACAAAUUUUGAUGAGACAGAUGGUGACGUGGAUGGAGCAGUGGACAGUGGGGGUGAAGCAGAAGAUAAUAGGGAAGAUGCAAGUGAUAUCACUGAUGAAGAACAAGUUGAGUGUGCAGUUAGCUUUGAGCCAUUUGCUUGCCCUGAAAACCAAGAAAUUCACAUGAAACGCCAUUCAUCUAGACGACUUCGACCAGUAAUCCCACAAACUUUAUGUGUCAAGUCUGUGGAAAGAACUUGUCAUCCAAAGACAGUUUGCAGACACACUCUCGACUUCACACAGGAGAAAAACCUUUUGUUUGUGAUAUUUGUGGUACAGCAUUCAGCGAUAAAGGUGCCCUGACCAAACAUUCUGUCACUCAUUCUAGGGAAAGGAAUCAUUGUUGCGAAAUAUGUGGUCGUGGUUUUGGUCUUGCAGGUCAACUCACAUGUCAUAUGUCUGUCCACCCAGACAAAAAACUGUUCAAAUGUAAAGGUUGUGAUAGAGCAUAUAAACGGAAGACUGAGUGUAAUCUUAUUCCUGAAGCAAUGGCCUGAGAAAUUCCUCUCUGGCCAUUGCUAGAUUGGCUUCUGAUACUUGAGCUUUUGAGGGACUUUGUCUAUUUUUCCCGUAACGUUAUGUAAACACAUUUGGUCCAAUUUGGAGCUCAGUUUUAAGCGUAAUGCUUUUGUAACCCAGUUAGCUAUUGGUUGUUAAUCGGACCAUUGACCAGUCAUAAUUUGGAACAGAAAUUUGCCUUCCUUAAAGCAGUGUUUAUUGGGAUUAGGUAUAUAAUCAAACGAAACACUGCGAGAAGUAUGGAGUGUAAUAUGCAUUUUAGAAAGCAUCAUUGUGAUUGGGAAAGGGAUCUGGAUAGGAAAAUUUCCGAGGUAGAAAGAUCCAAAUCUAAAUUGUGCAAUAGACUGGUCCAAACAAAGUACGUAGAAGAACAUACGAAAAAGCAUAAUGAGAAAUUUCGACAAGUUAUUUGUGAUGUUUGUGCUGUAUCCUUUGUACGAAGAGCUAGUUUUUUGCGACAUAUGAAGAUUCACACUGGUGAAAAAUCUUACAAAAUGGACAACUCGAAAUAAUAAUAAAAAUAAUAAUAGUAAGGAUUAUUAUAUUGCGUUAGACUCAGAACAAAAUGCCUGCUCAAAGCGCUAACAAAACUAAGUUUAUCUGUAAGAACUGUCAAACAGAUAGGUCUUUAAACGUGGCCAGCGCUCUUUUAGUUAUCAAGCACCUGUUUUAUGGUAUAAUCUACCAUUUAGUUUAAGAUGUUGUACAUCUCUAUUAAAACUCAUUUUUUUAAUCAGUCUUUUAACUGACUAUACAAUCGUUAACAUAUCUGUAAUCUUGUUGUUUAUUUAUGAUUAUAUUGUCACUUUGUAAAGUGCCCCCGAAUAUGUUAUAUGAAAGGGCGCACUAUAAAUAUGCUGUAAUAAUAAUAAUAUACGGAGGUAUUGGAAAUGAAA
Patella vulgata (common limpet) is the source of this 4522-nucleotide messenger RNA. Its product is annotated as zinc finger protein 37 homolog. Gene Ontology annotation, molecular function: DNA-binding transcription factor activity, RNA polymerase II-specific; RNA polymerase II transcription regulatory region sequence-specific DNA binding. NCBI's taxonomy places the organism in Eukaryota, Metazoa, Mollusca, Gastropoda, Patellidae. The record is from RefSeq and is a predicted model, not a curated record. The transcript has 2 exons. Gene Ontology annotation, cellular component: nucleus. Gene Ontology annotation, biological process: regulation of transcription by RNA polymerase II. The coding region runs from base 85 to 2667 and encodes 860 amino acids.